UCUUCAUUCUCAGAAGCUGAAAUUUUGGAAGGUUCUGGAAGGAAUGCGAGAAUGUCUUCUACAACUUACAGAAACGGUACAGUUCCUAAAGGAGCUAUGAAGGUAGAUAGACCUCUUUCUAUGAAUUCAAGCACCAAGUCUUCUUCUUCUUUCAAAUCCAAAACUUCUGGUCCUCGACGUAAAAGCACUGGUUCCGUUGUCAAUUCUGCUAAUUCCGCUAAGGAUGAUACAUCUGUUUCAGGACGUGUUAGAGUUGCAGUAAGACUUCGGCCUCGAAAUGCGGAGGAGAUGGUGGCUGAUGCUGAUUUUGCUGAUUGUGUGGAGUUGCAGCCUGAGCUUAAAAGGCUUAAACUUCGAAGGAACAACUGGGAUUCAGACACCUAUGAAUUCGCUGAAGUGCUAACGGAAUUUGCUUCACAAAAGCGUGUUUAUGAAGUAGUGGCCAAGCCUGUCGUUGAGAGUGUUCUGGAUGGUUAUAAUGGAACAGUCAUGGCAUACGGGCAGACUGGCACAGGAAAAACUUACACUCUUGGACGACUUGGAGAAGAGGACACUGCUGAUCGAGGGAUAAUGGUUCGUGCAAUGGAGGAUAUUCUUGCCGAAAUAACACCGGAGAAAGAUUCUGUCUCUGUCUCUUAUUUUCAGCUUUAUAUGGAGAGUAUUCAGGAUCUCCUAGACCCAGUGAACGACAACAUAGCAAUCGUUGAAGAUCCCAAAACGGGAGAUGUUUCGUUACCUGGGGCUACUACAGUGGAUAUCAGAGAUCAGAAGAGUUUCCUUGAACUCCUUCGCGUGGGUGAAGCUCAUCGUUUUGCUGCUAACACUAAAUUAAACACAGAAUCUUCACGCAGCCAUGCUAUGCUGAUGGUACAUGUCGAAAGGUCUGUCAAGGGAAGAGAUUCUGCUAUUUCAUCUGAAAACGGGAGUACUUCUCACACAGCUAAAGCAUUCAAGCCACCUGUUGUGAGGAAAAGCAAACUAGUUGUUGUGGAUCUUGCUGGUUCAGAGCGCAUAGACAAAUCUGGAAGUGAAGCACAUACGCUGGAGGAAGCUAAGUCCAUUAAUCUCUCCUUGAGUGCACUAGGAAAAUGUAUUAAUGCGCUAGCAGAGAACAGUGCUCAUGUUCCAGUUCGUGACUCAAAGCUCACAAGGUUGCUUCGAGAUUCAUUUGGAGGUACUGCAAGAACUUCAUUGGUUAUCACGAUAGGUCCAUCUCCACGGCAUCGAGGAGAGACGGCAAGCACCAUAUUGUUUGGACAGAGGGCUAUGAAGGUGGAGAAUAUGUUGAAAAUUAAGGAAGAGUUCGACUACAAAAGUUUGUCCAAAAGGCUUGAAAUACAGCUAGACAAACAAAUUGCAGAACAUGAAAGGCAGCAGAAGGGAUUUAAGGAUGAGAUUGAGAGGAUUGCCCAAGAAGCUCAGAUUCGAAUUGCUGAGGCCGAAAAAGGUUAUGCAGAGGCAUUGGAGAGGGAGAGGUUGGAGUACCAGAAAGAUUAUAUGGAUGCAGUAAGCGAGCUAGAGGAGCAAUGGGCAGCAAAUAAACAAAAGCAUGAAAAUGAAAAAGCCAAGUCGUCAAUGCUCUCUGCUUCUAUGGAAGUUGCUGAGCUUAAGAAGUUGUUUGAAAAUGAAACUAUUUCACGGAAGGCUGCAGAAGAGGAAAUUGACAAUCUUAAAAAUCAACUAGCACAAUGGAAAAGGUCAGAGGCUGCUGCAAAUUCUGAGAUUUUAAAGCUGCGGAAAAUGCUAGAAGAUGAAGAACGUCAGAAAGCAAAGCUUGAAGAAGAAAUUGCAGUACUACAAAGCCAUCUGUUGCAAAUAAGUUUUGAAGCUGAUGAGACAAGGAGGAAUCUUGAUAGAGGAGAGACUGUAAAGCUGCCAGGCACUCUAGAUUCUCCAAUUCCUCCAUUUAUGCAACAGCACCUUGGAGAUUCAGAAGAUGGAGAGAAGGCUUCGAUGGCAAAACUCUUUGAACAAGUGGGUCUCCAAAAGAUAUUGUCAUUACUUGAAUCAGAAGAUGCCGAUGUGCAGAUUCAUGCAGUGAAAGUUGUCGCAAACCUGGCGGCCGAAGAGGCAAACCAGGAGAGAAUUGUAAAAUCUGGUGGUCUAAAGUCUCUGUUAACUCUUCUUAGAAGGUCCAAUGAUGAGACCAUUCACAGGGUUGCGGCUGGUGCAAUUGCAAAUCUUGCUAUGAAUGAGACAAAUCAGGAGCUUAUCAUGUCUCAUGGAGGCAUCAGUUUGUUAUCAGUCACAGCAGCCAAAGCUGAAGAUCCUCAAACCCUUCGCAUGGUGGCCGGGGCAAUUGCUAACCUCUGUGGAAAUGAAAAGUUGCAACCAAAGCUACGAGGUGAAGGUGGUGUUAAGGCAUUACUAGGAAUGGUCAAAUGCCGGCAUCCUGAUGUUCUGGCUCAAGUUGCUCGUGGAAUUGCUAAUUUUGCAAAAUGUGAAUCAAGAGCAUACACUCAAGGAAGCAAGACAGGGAAGUCUCUCCUUAUUGAAGACGGAACCCUUCCAUGGAUUGUACAGAAUGCUAAUAAUGAAGCCUCGCCUAUAAGGCGUCAUAUUGAGCUGGCACUCUGCCAUUUAGCACAACAUGAAGUAAAUGCAAAGGAUAUGAUCAAGGGAGGUGCCUUGUGGGAGCUCGUUCGUAUAUCCAGAGAUUGUUCACGAGACGAUAUAAGGACUCUUGCAUAUCGCACACUAACCUCUAGCCCGAGUUUCCAGGCGGAGUUGAAACGCCUGAGGAUAGAUUACGGUUGAACAUUCGUGUGUGUUAUUGAGACAAUAUGGUUUUAGAUAUGGAGAUAUAGUUAUUAACAUAGGUAGCUGAUUCUUUCCACAGAAACAAUUGUUUUGUCUUCAAGAGGUGACACUGGUUUUUAAUCAUCUUAAACUCCCGUUGAUGCAGUGCCAUUUAGGUUAACAAGUUUGCAACUAACAGAAUCAAUUGAUCUUGUAAAUGUGCUUGAGUUAGGAGCUAGGUAUCACCUGAGCAAGACCACUAUAAAUGUAAAGCUUUUGAUUUGUUUAUUCAUAUAUCAAUUGAAGCUUGCAACAUGUCACUUAAUGUUGCAUUCUUGAAAAUAA
Messenger RNA from Lycium ferocissimum, 3084 nucleotides. Its product is annotated as kinesin-like protein KIN-UB. The transcript has 19 exons. The coding region runs from base 52 to 2757 and encodes 901 amino acids. NCBI's taxonomy places the organism in Eukaryota, Viridiplantae, Streptophyta, Magnoliopsida, Solanales, Solanaceae. Gene Ontology annotation, molecular function: microtubule binding; microtubule motor activity; ATP binding. The record is from RefSeq and is a predicted model, not a curated record. Gene Ontology annotation, biological process: microtubule-based movement.